This is a messenger RNA of Entamoeba nuttalli P19, 363 nucleotides long. RefSeq names its product P-glycoprotein-2, putative. The record is from RefSeq and is a predicted model, not a curated record. The transcript has a single exon. The annotation marks the transcript as partial. Gene Ontology annotation, cellular component: membrane. Lineage: Eukaryota; Evosea; Mastigamoebida; Endamoebidae. Gene Ontology annotation, molecular function: ATP binding.
AUGAAUGUAACAACAAACGCUGUUGCUGACGCUUUCUCUGUAUUUGAUGUUACACCUGACCCAGAUGAAUUAGCAAGAAAGAAUAAAAAACCAGAUGAUUCAGGAAGUGUUACUGUUAGACAAUUAUAUAGAUAUGCUAAUUGGCUUGAUUUAAUUCUUCUUGCUAUUGGUAUUUUUGGUUCUAUUGGAUGUGGUGUAUUAACUCCAUGUCAAAUGUUAGUUAUGGGAGACAUGGUUGAUACUUUUAAUACAAAUGAUCUCUUGAAAGCCUUCCCUAGUCCAGAUGCAAUGUAUGAUCCACAAUAUUAUCUUCCAUUUAAUCAUCAAGUUACUGAAACUGUUUCAGAUACUAUUAAUGACCUU